GGAAAAUAAACCAAUCCAUUCCCUACCAAGAUUCGUUCGCAUAUUGGUUUCCUUCGUCUCCAGGCGAUCAUGAUUUCUAUGAUAAAUUAGGUUGUCAAAAAAUUUAUUCUGUUGAAGCCUUCAAGCCCUGAUCGAUAGUGACCAUGAGCAUUUGAUUUCCCUUUUUGCGGAUUUUCACUAUAGAUUAGCAGUUGAAACUUCCUCAACUUGUUUGUUCGUGUUUGAAUCCACUGAUUUACGGAUUUUCAUGAUCGUCUCUCUGUUUCAAUUUCUGUAUUGUGAACUGUUAAGACAUUUCUGCAACGUUUUUACCAAAAUGCCCCCAACAAAAAAAGGUAAAGCUAAAGCCAAGUCAACAGAGUCAACACCUCCAUCACCUUCUACAACCAAAUUCCCUGGAUGCAUGCGAUUUAUCCCCCCUUCAUCUGUAGCUGUCACCAUACAUGCCAAACCUGGUUCAAAAGUUGCAACCAUUACAGAUUUUGAUGAUGAUGGUUUAGGAGUACAAAUUGAUGCACCUGCAAAGGAUGGUGAAGCCAAUGCUGCACUCCUUGAUUUUAUAAGCUCGGUUAUAGGGGUAAAAAAGAGGCAAGUUUCAUUGGGUGCUGGGUCGAAAUCAAGGGACAAGGUUCUGAUAGUUGAAGGUGUAUCACUAGAGGCAGUGUAUAAUGCUCUCGAUACAGAAUUACAUAAUCCCUAAUCAACAAAAUGACAUUUGUUUUUUUAAUCAGCAUGUCACCCCAAGAUUGAAGCAUGUGGGAUUCGAACCAUGUCAUCAAAAUGACUUUUAUUUGUAUUGUUGGGAUCACUUGAGAAAACAAAUUUAUGAUGAACCUAUGUUGAGAUGGCAAAAGAUGAUGAAGUAGUCUAUUAAUUGUAUUAGAUAAUAAUGAAGU
Messenger RNA from Lactuca virosa, 896 nucleotides. The record is from the annotation of a GenBank genome assembly. NCBI's taxonomy places the organism in Eukaryota, Viridiplantae, Streptophyta, Magnoliopsida, Asterales, Asteraceae.